UUUGAAGCAGUUGGGAUCAGCUCAUCUAAGGUUACCCAUAUCAACCAAAAGAGUGCCAUCAACAUGGUAUCCCAUCAAGGCGUCUCCAGUGAUCAACAAAGACAAGUUGGUAGAUGGGAAUUGGACCGAAUGGUGGUAUUUUAUCUUUCUGAUCUUCCUAUUAAUGUAAUCAAGGUUCUAGCCGGGUUUUCUAUUCGCAGAGAAGACUAUUUCCCUGACCAUGCCAUCAUCACUCCCCCAAUUGAGUUGCAACAGAUGAUC
Molecule: messenger RNA, 261 nt
Organism: Phycomyces blakesleeanus NRRL 1555(-)
Lineage: Eukaryota; Fungi; Mucoromycota; Mucoromycetes; Mucorales; Phycomycetaceae
Exons: 1
Molecular function (GO): DNA binding
Source: RefSeq, a predicted model, not a curated record